Messenger RNA from Mesorhabditis belari, 1719 nucleotides. NCBI's taxonomy places the organism in Eukaryota, Metazoa, Nematoda, Chromadorea, Rhabditida, Rhabditidae. The record is from the annotation of a GenBank genome assembly.
AUGACGUCCGGACGUCAUAUUUCACAGUUGAAUUCGUUGAAAGAUGAACUUCCCGUGCUUGCUUACUGGAACUACACAUCGGCACCAAUUUCGGGGGAACAAAUGACUGUCUUUAUUGCAAAGAUGGAAGAAAAGAUAUCAAGAAGCAUGCAAGUGUCCUUAAUGUGUGACGUUCGAUGCACGGACACCUCAGUGAUCAACGUUGUGGAGCAAGAAUAUCCGAACUUUACAAUUUACCAUGCUUCGCCGUCGAAGAUCGUCGAUCGAAUUUGCACGGAGAUGAAGCGACACACCUCACUGUUCGAAAAGCCUGGCCUCGUUGUGCUGAUCUCAGAUUCUGGAAACUACACAUCUACACUGAGUUCGUUGUCAACAAUUGGAUGGAGAACCUUGAUUAUUUGUCCAAACACUUUGGACUACACGUUCUUGGAUUCGGCCAAGGAGUGCCUCCAAAUGGAUGAACUUGUCGAUUUUUCCAUUGCACCAAAUCCGUAUGAGGCUCGCUGCUUUCUUUUGCAGAUUCCAUCCAUUCCUCAGGAUAAGUUUAAUAGCUUGUUGUCAAAGGACCAGCAAUGUGUCUACUUUAACUCGCGUUCCGGUGAAGCGGUCAUUGUGAUUGAGGCGGAGAAUCAGGAUUAUAUGCAGAAAAGGUUGGAAUCGUUGAUUGAACGCGUUUGUGCUACAACGGGCCUUUGUCCAGCUGAUAUUCUUCCGUUUCCACCAAAUUCCUUCAAAUGCGUCGUUGGUUUGACCCCUUCAAAAGAUGUUGUUCAACUGGUGAUCUUUGAUGACAAUGCUCAACACUUAUCCGGAGAUCCGCAGCUGAUGACGAGUCUUUCUCAUUAUUCAAACGGAAUAACUCACAAUAAGAGUAUUCAGUUUACUCCAACUUACGGACCAGAGCCCGCACCUCAGUGCAUGCAGAAAUCUUCAACUCGUGAGCCUGCGCACGAUGCACAAAAGGCUAAGCAAUCAUUGAUGAAUCCGAGCGAUUUGGUACAAGGCUUGACUCAUCUUGAUGAUUCUCCACCACCCGAACCACAACAAUCGGCAACGAUGGUGUGCUCUUCGAAGACUAUGAGUGAAAGCUUUGGAGGAUUCAACGCCGAUGAAAAGAUUUGCCCCGGGAUGAAUCAAGUUGCUUUAAGCAAAGGAGGCUUUUGCAAAUCGGAAAACAAACAAGAAGGCGCCAAUAGAUGGAUGAAUUCAUUUGGAGGAAAUCCUUGGAAACAGGCAGAGGAGAAUUUCAUUCGUCGCACUCAACCUCCUUCUCUGCAACACAAUUACCCGCAACAAUGCCAAGAGUUAAACUCCAAUGUUACUCCUAAUGGCACCUAUUGCGAGACUGGCAUUCAAGAAAGCGUCACUGGCAAAGAUAUGGGAUGUGAUCGAGAGAAUCAGAACAAUUCGGAUUAUUACUUCGCCUUCGGCAACAAACAAAAUGGGCAGCGGAAACAGCAAGAACGAUUCCGAAAGCCGGCGCCUCAAUGUGUUUUCUGGGAAAAUCGCCGUCAUCGGCAAGAAACAGGAUGUACACUCUGGCAUCCUCGCGAGAGUUGCCGCUUCUAUCCAACUUGUGCUCACCAGGCACGCGAUUGUGGCUUUGCUCAUCCAUUUUGUGGUCCACGAUGCGAAUGUUUGCCUACAAAGCGAAACCCACAAAUGAAUCAUUGGACCGAGCAUCUGGAGAAAAACUUUGGAACCUUGCCAGCCACUCUU